This is a messenger RNA of Pelagomonas calceolata, 921 nucleotides long. Lineage: Eukaryota; Pelagophyceae; Pelagomonadales; Pelagomonadaceae. The record is from the annotation of a GenBank genome assembly.
CGGCAUCGACCUAAAACACCGUAUAACACCGCGUACCGCUAAUCAAUUCCAAUACUGACAUUCGCAUUGCUGCUCGCUUGGUCUGAACGGAUCACGGUUGCAACGCCGCGGCAAGCCGUGCGCCUCCUGCGGGGCACGCUGCACUCUCUGAAAUGUUAUCCUGAUGAGAUUCAGGCGGCGCCGUAGCACGGUUAUGCAUCUCAGCAAUGCGAGGCCAUGCGACGAGCGCAGCGCACAAUGGAUGCGCGUCAGAUGAUGCAUUUGCAGCUCGGUUGGCCAGCACACACGUCGUCGCGCAUGCGCCCCGCUUGACCAGCACACACGAGGCGCUGUCGCCGCGGUAUUGCAAGAAACACACGCCAGACGCCGUCGCCGCGCUCACACAUGCGCACCCUCGAGACGCCGUCGCCACGCAGGCACAAACAAAGAUGGCCGCCAUGAUGGACUUGGAACGGACCUACAUCAUGAUCAAGCCCGACGGCGUCCAGCGCGGUCUUAUUGGAGACAUCGUCAAGCGCUUCGAGCAGAAGGGCUUCAAGCUCGUCGCGGCCAAGCUCUACAGCCCGUCGCGCGCGCACUUCGAGAAGCACUACGAGGACCUGAAGGGCAAGAAGUUCUUCCCGUCGAUGAUCGACUACAUGAUCACGGGCCCCGUCUUCUGCAUGGUCUGGGCCGGCAAGGGCGCCGUGAAGACGGGCCGCAAGAUGCUCGGCGAGACGAACCCCGCCGACUCGCUGCCCGGGUCCAUCCGCGGCGACUUCUGCAUCGACAUCGGGCGCAACAUCUGCCACGGCUCCGACACCGUCGAGAACGCGGAAAAGGAGAUCGCGCUCUGGUUCCCGGAAGGCACGAACGCGUGGACGUCGCACUCGCAGGGCUGGAUCUACGAGUAGAUUCCUUGGCGUAAGGUGGUUCCAAGUA